UAUUUCAAAAAGUCGCAUAAGAAAAGUCGACUUUUCAUUAAUUGCAAAAAUUCCUUAUAUUUAUGUGCAAAGUCCCGCCCAUAAUAGGGAAUAAAUGUGUUUGUCUCUUAACCUCAACAAUGUAAAUUUAAGUGGGGCAAUAAAUAGGAACCUCGAAUUUGUGAACAUUUUUGUAUGGUUCUUGAUAACGGUUAUUUUAACGACCAACAUUCAUUUAGUAUUACAUAGUUGCAUUUGGUAAAUCACUAGAAUUUAACAUACAAAGUGAAUGAAAACUAAAAAAGAAGAAGAUGUAAACAAAAAAAUUUCCUUUGUUUUGCUUAUCGCAAAAUCUUGUUUUUUUCGAAGAAAUAUUAUUAGUUGAACUAAUUAAAUGCGCUUUGUUUUAUAGACAACGUUAACAGUAAUACAAAAAGGAUAUGUUUACAUUUUAAUCAAAAUUAACCAAACAUUGUCAAUAUGGCGAACAAUGAACGCGAUAAAAUCUUUAAAUCAUGGUCGGGUAUCAGUGAAAUUGCCCUCAUAAAGGAAGUGGCUACCAAGGGAGAAUACAUACAAUUAUGCAUACAAUAUUGGGCACGUAAACGUAAAAUGUCUGUGACCGAAUAUGAAUUAUUCUUCCAUGAUGUUGUGCAAACCUAUGUGAAUCGUUUGUUAACGGAACGUUUAGUAUGUAAAGCAGAAAAUGUUCUGCGUAAUGUACAAAGAGACGUAAAAUGUUUUUACUAUCAAUUCGCCUGCGAGUCCAAUGAUCCGGAAUUAAGAGAACUUUUAAUGGAACAUUUGAUGAAAAGAGAACCCUGUGAUGACUAUGAACAAUUAAUGCAAAAUCUAAAAUUUCAUUGGGAACUGUUGCAACAAAUAAAACAAUCAGAAACUAUUAUGGGCAAUAUAAAGCAUAUGAGACGUGUUAAUUUAGAAUCGUUAAUGUCCUUGGAUUCGGCUACUCAACAAAGACUUAUGAUAGAGUUAUAUUUUGAGACUUAUAACACAAGUCUUCUGCAACAUAUUAAUAAAUUUGUUAUGUGGGACUUUUUAGUUGAAACUAAACAGCUUGAAGAGAUUAUACGUUGGUGUCGCAUACAACUUAGCCCCAAAGAUCCCCAACCUAUUAAAAAUCUAACAGAAUUGGAAUUGAAAUAUUCACAAUGGACUUUGGAAAGAAUGUAUAAAUAUGCUUUACGCUCGCUACAAGACAUUAGCGAUAAUGUUCUAAGAAAUUAUUUUGCUUCAGCUGGUUAUUUCUUUGAAGAUGAAAUAAAUUCUGUACCAAUAGUAUUACAACGUAUCAGUCUGACAGAAAGCUUUCAACAAAACAACGAUAAUAUACAAUCUUUGCCAUUAGCUCGUUUUAUCUUCGAUCAAAAGCUUUACUAUUUGUUACUAUACGAUUUUGUGGGUCAGCGUCAACUUGAAGAGUUAUCUGAACUGUUAAGCGAACAUAGGCCUUUGUUGAAAUUUCUAGUGGCUUUAAAGGCUAAUUCUUUUCAGAAUUUAGAAGGAUUUAAGGAGAUAAGCUUUUAUGCUACAAAAUAUUUAGAAAGUGUUGGCGUUGAUUUUGAACAAGAACAAGCACUUGCUACUCUAUUUGAGUUUCUUACGACCGAACCUUCCAUAUCGAAUUUACAAUGUUCGGCCACUUCAGGCACGCUCAAACCACUGACCUAUCUUAAAAUCAUACAUCAUCAACAAAGCGAAACAACAAAUACUAUCGAACAGGGUCUACCAAAUGUUUAUGAUCUUUUGAACACCUUUAAAGAACUCGAUUAUAAACGUCUAACAAAAGAUGCCAAUUUAUAUGGAAAAUUUUCAAGUUUUUCGGAACAACCCAAACAAGAUGGUAAAACAAUACUACCGUACACUUGUCGCUUAAACUUUUUACACUAUAUCAAACAGUCGCGUUGUUCCUAUGCGGUUUAUUUGAUGCUUUUGGAACAAUUGCAAAAUUAUGCCCAAAUUACUGAGACGCAUCUUUUCAGCGCCUGUGAAUGUGUCUAUGAUAUGGCGCUACAAUCUUCAUCUUCCGAUACAGAAGUUAUUACACACUGCAUAGCAUUUUGUGAAAUGCUGGGCUUCGAUACGCAACAGCUACGUUGUUUUUUAAAACUCAAGAGAUGUCUUACAAGUGGUGUCGAGGGCAACGGUCAGCACUCACAAAAUAUAGUUUCUAUACUACAAAAAUCAGAACGUUUUUUAAUACAACGUUUGGAAAAGGAACGUUUAUUUCCCUUGACUGAUUACUCGGCCAUAAUGUGUGUUAAUGCUAUAGCAAAGAGCGUGAAUAAUACUGGCAGUGAACAAGUGUCUUUGGUAAUGCAACACUAUGCCGCACUUAAUGAUUAUUGGCGCCUUUUGGUGCUAUUGCAAUAUUUUGAAAUAUCAUUAGACCAAAUUAAACAGUUGGUUAAAUAUUUCACCAUACAACCAAUGGGUGAACAUUUGCUAAGGGCCUUGGCCUUUGCUACACAAAUAAACGAGCGUAAUACAGGAAUUAAGCGUCGCACAAGUCUAACAAGACGUCAACUGAAACAAAAUAAACAGCGUAGAAAGGAAAAUAAAACAGGUGUUACCACCACCUCCAUGGAAACAAUGACAUCUUCGUUUGCUUCUUGCCAUGAAUCAGCGAGUAUUGUUAAUGAUCUGGAACCCAACAAUGAUCGUUUUGUAGCCGACUGCAGUAAUGGUGGCCCCGAUCUCUUUGCUCUUAUUAUACUAUUUACAAAUGCCAACAAAAGCAAUGAUAAUGAAAAAAUAGACGAUAUAAACAAAUUCCUCGAAUAUAUGCAACAAAAACAUGAGCGCACAACGACAUCAACUGUUGUUAACUAUUUAAGGACAGCGGUGGAACAACAAUUGCCCAUAAUGGCUGUUUUAGCAGCCUCAAUAUAUGUUAAAGAUAACUGCAAUUUGGUAUGGUGUUGGCUCGUGUGGUUAGCGGUGACUACCAAUCAAUGGAAUAAUGUUUUAAGAUUGGCAGUGGGUAUUAAUAUACAUUCAUUUCCCUGGAAUCUUAUAGAACAGUUAGUAAGACAGUGCCAAAUAAAAACUUUAGUGCGCAGCUUUUAUAUUUUUUAUCCUCAAAACGCUUUAAUACAUCUCUUCAAUUUUAUGCAUCUAACUUUACAAGGUGAAUUUGGUGAUAAAGCUGUACAUGAGCUACGUUUGUAUGCUUUGGCCUGGAGUAAUGAUGAAGUGCGUUUACCACUGAAUCCCUGGUCAAAACGGGAAAAACUUAUGAAACGAACAAUAUGGCUUUUACUUUCACAUUUAAAGAAUAAUUUCGAAUCCAUUACGGAUCAAAUGAAAUUCCUUACAUGUGUCUGUCAAUCUGGUCUCAGUGAUAUAACCUCUCAGCUAGACUUUUGUUUAUUAAGGGGUUUCUGUGAAAUUCUGCAAUUGGCUGGUAACGGAGCCACACAAAGAUUCCCCUUAAACUUUAUAGAAUUGAUACAAAACGAGUCGGGAGAAAACAAAGAAUAUGAACGUGUGUUAAAUUGUGUGCUGGCCGCAAAAGAAUAUGACAUUGCCAUACGUUUGGCCACCCAUUUACACAAGCCAAUCAGUGAUAUUGUCUAUAGCAAAUGGGUUAACUCUUUAGAAUUGCAAUUGUCUUUGCCCACAAUGGAAAAUUUUGAUAAUUAUAAAUUUCCCUUUGAGCAAUAUGAACAAGAGGUUGCCGCACACUCCUUGCCACCGGAAACGUUAGUAAACUUUCUGCUUUACGCUUCCUCGCGCUUGCCUACGCAAGCUUUCCGUUCACGCUACUAUGUACUACAAAAAGCUCUUAAUGUUAUAAAACAUCAUCACUUAUUUCCGAAUGAAUCCUUUGAUCGUGAUCAAAUAGAAUAUGAUAUGAUUAUAAACUAUCUUUUGCUGGGAGAGGAAGAUGCCGCCACACUGACUUUGUAUCAUUCCGAAUAUUAUGAAGAAAUUAUGUUAUCUGAAAGAUGUGUUCUCUACAAAUCAUUUCUGGAAUUGAAGGAAUUGGCUGGCAUAGAUGAUUUGAAUAUAAGCAGCAAAAUCGUUUUAAAUAAUACUCAAAAAAAUCGUUUAGAAUCUUUAUUACAUCGUCUGCUAGAUGACGGCGAUAUAGUUGAGGCCCUACGACUCCAGGAACUCUUUGAUGUGCGUCCUUUGGAUUUGCGUUUUGUGGUAUUUUGCAUGGCUUUGGCCGAAUCUAUGUCAAAUAUAUACGCUAUGUCGCCAGAUGAACGACAGCUUUUGGCUGAGAUAGAACGUUCCUCAUUUUCCAAAUUUACAAAACGCACACUUUGCGCCACUUCAGGCGGAGGUAGUGGUAGUUAUUUAUCAGACAGCUGCUCGACCUUAGAAUUCGAAGAAAUACCUUCAAAAGAAAAGCAAGAAACAUUGGCCGUCCUCCAGGGUAUAGCGUCGAAAUUAAAAUUUGGCGUUACCAUUGCCAAACGAGUCAUUUGUUGCUAUCGCGCUGCCAUGUAUUUGGACAAAGAAUACUUAGAUGUUUUGCGCACCAAAGAUGUGCAGAUAUUAUUGCAGAGUAUAGCUGAAGAGGGUUGCUUGCACCGCCUGUUAGUAGUCAGUGAUAUAUUGACUUCUACUCAUAUGGAACCUCAAGAAAUUGCCGAACUAUUGGCCUUUGAAAUCACUACUGCCGUUGUACGACCACGUUUCUAUAUCUUCAGUCCAGACCAGCAAGCUAAACAUAUGUUCCGUAAUGCCGAUCUCUGGGGUUAUAACAUAGAUAGAGAUUUGCAUUUAUUUCUCGAACUAACACCCGAUCGCACUAAGUUAGGCGCUUGCCUGUUGGAAUAUUGUGAUGCUUUAAAAUUGUACCGUAAAUAUCAGGACAACAAGCCAUUUGAAAAAAAUGUAUAUUUCGAACGUUUGGCCGAAAUUAUAGCACAAUACGGUCAACCUAAUAGCAGCGGCUCAGGAAAUAACAACAACAAUUCCAAUAACAAUGAUGCCAAUCAAGCUGCACGGCCUCCCCAAGUAUUAUCACAUAAAAAACAGAACAUCAUUUACGUAGAACUCUUAAUCAAAGCCCAUCAAGCGUUUGUACACGAAUGUUCCAUGGAGGGUAUAGCAAAUGUCCUAAAUCGAGCUAAAGUUUUAAAUUCAAUACUUGCCCAAGCGAAAUCUUGGUCCUUGAUAGUGCGCAUGUUAAUAGGCAUUGGACGUUAUCGCGAAAUGUUCUUUUGUUUCGAUACUCUUAUAGAAAAUGAACAAUUUGAAUCUCUACUGGGACAGUUUGAUGUCGAGAAGACUAUUGGUUUGAGACAAGCUAUUUUAGCUUAUCUACGUGAAUAUUGUGAUCCUCAGCAGGGUAAAGAACUUUUUAACUUAGCCGCUCUAAACUUCUUGAUGUACAAAGACUUGGCCGAGUUAUGGGAACAAGAUGCUGCAGAAAUAUUGAAUAAAAUUUAUAACACAUACCACUUGUCUGAUGAUGUCGACUGCAAAUUAACAAAACUUAAAUGUAAUUCGGAUAUGAUUAAUCUACUUAAUUCAUCACUGGAAUAUUAUGUACAUGCUACCGAAAAUUAUUUGCUAGACAAUAAGCUUUUGCUGGCUCAAAAAAGUGCCUCGCUAGCUGAACUAACAGCCAUGCAAAUAGAUUUGGCUAAUAGAGCUUUAGAAAAAGCAACAUCGCCAGGUGGUCUUCAUCUCUGCAUAUGCGUGAUAAACCUUAAAACGAGGGAACAAUUUAAAAUAUUGGUCAACAAUGAAUUAAGUGUAUCUCAAACAUUAAUUCUAAGUCGAGCUUAUGCAUACGAUAUCAAUUGGUCGGAAGCUUUAAUAUAUCAAUUUGUUAUAAAAUUAAAACGAUCAUACUUGAACGAUUUCUUACAACAGGUGGAUAUAACCGAUGAUAUUAUUGAAAAUGCCAUAAAAUGUUUUCAAUUACAAUGUAAUCAACAGACAAUAAGCAAAGAAAUGGAAGCACAUAUUACUGAACUGAUAGAUUUGGUGCAAUCAGUUACACUCAAAUAUAAGCUAGCAUCUCUACUGACUCUCAAAACGACAAUAUUAUCUUUAAUUAAUGAUCAAACUAUCCACUAUCUAAGAGAUAUGAAAUUUGGUCGCAGAGAAGAAAAUCGAAAUACUUAAAAGAAAAUUAAAAAUUUAUUAACCAAUACAAAUGAAUUAUGCUGCAAUUAUCUUAUAGAGAAUAUAUGUCUUCAUUUUAUAAAGUUUAUAAUAAUUAAAUAUUUUUUAGUAAUACAUAAAUAAAUUAUUUACAUAUUUGUUA
Messenger RNA from Lucilia sericata (common green bottle fly), 6232 nucleotides. RefSeq lists its product as uncharacterized. Gene Ontology annotation, biological process: chemical synaptic transmission; synaptic vesicle transport; axon extension. Gene Ontology annotation, cellular component: cytoplasm; axon; synapse. The record is from RefSeq and is a predicted model, not a curated record. NCBI's taxonomy places the organism in Eukaryota, Metazoa, Arthropoda, Insecta, Diptera, Calliphoridae.